Venturia canescens is the source of this 1448-nucleotide messenger RNA. RefSeq names its product odorant receptor 49b-like. Gene Ontology annotation, molecular function: olfactory receptor activity; odorant binding. Gene Ontology annotation, biological process: detection of chemical stimulus involved in sensory perception of smell; sensory perception of smell. The record is from RefSeq and is a predicted model, not a curated record. Lineage: Eukaryota; Metazoa; Arthropoda; Insecta; Hymenoptera; Ichneumonidae. Gene Ontology annotation, cellular component: plasma membrane. The transcript has 5 exons. The coding region runs from base 1 to 1176 and encodes 391 amino acids.
AUGACGAAACGAUGGGAUAAGUACAGAUUUUAUGAAAACACCUUAAGGAGAUUGAUGAUUUACGCGGGUUUGUGGCCGGAAUUGAAUUCGAAAAUGCAUCAACGAGUGUUGCUCGCUUUUCAUGCUGUAGCUGGAUUGUUCGCGAUGUGGGCGGUCACCAAUUAUUGUCAAGUCUACUUUGGAAAUCGUCAGCGUUUCAUGAGUGGGUUUGCCCUAUUAAUGGCUUAUCUCACAGUCAUCAUCAAGACGAUAUCUUUGACUCUUUAUCGAACACGCCUCGAAGACCUUCAUCACAACUUGGCUAAGACGGUCCAGUCUGAUCUGAGGAACGAAGAGUUGAAGCCUAUUUUUUUGUCAUCAUUUUUAUGGUUUUAUCGGCCAACGAUGAUUUUGGCAAGUUCGACUUGGACGGCGAUCGGUUUGAGUUGGUUCAAGCCGCUGAUAGUUGUGGCCAUUCAACUCUCCAAAGGAGCCACUAAAUUGAUAUGGAUAUUGCCAUUGAGCACCGUUUAUCCAUACAAGAUCGAUUCCCAUACCUGGCGAUAUCCAGUUCACUACCUUUUCGAGAUUUACUCCGGGGUGACUUUAGCCAUUUUUUCCUCCUCCAGUGACGCCCUUUUUGGCUACUAUAUGUUUCAAUUAACCGGUCAACUUCGAACGCUAUCGCAUCGGAUUAAAAAUCUGGCAUCGAGCAAAAACUAUCAGGAAGAAUUACGCGACUGCGUUGAUCGUCAUCAAGUUCUUGCGCGGUGCCAGGACCAUGUCAAUCGAAUUUACGGUCCAAUUAUUCUUUGGCUACUCGUGACCAAUGCCCUUAUCAUGUGUGCUCUCGUCUACGAAGCUUCGCACGUGAAGGUCCAAAAAGCCAUCGCCAUUGUAAUCUACAUCGGCAUGAAAUCGAUACAGACAUUGGUCUACGGAUGGUUCGGCACGAUGCUUACAAACGAGAGCAAUAAUUUGAACGACGCUGUUUACUCGUGCGCGUGGCCAGGCUCUGGUCAAAAACGCCUAAUGACCGACGUCUUGAUCCUCUUGAUGUACAAGCCAUUCGUCCUGAGUGCCUGCAGUGUUGCCAACGUGUCGGUCGAUAUGUUCGUCAACGUCGUGAACACUGCCAUGUCAUAUUUCUUCAUGUUGCGAACGAUGGACGAGAAAAACGAAAUGUCAGGCUCCUAAAAAUACCGAAGUAUCGAACUGAUGAUUAGUGGAAACAAUUUAGUGUCCAUGUGGACGAUUCCGAGUAGAUUAUGAACUAGAAAAUAUAGAGUAGGAAAACAGUCCAUCGGCUUACAAAUCUAACCAUAUGCAAUAACCGUCCAGGCUUUGUAUUAUUGUCUCCCGCUUUCUAUGAACGUAGACCGUCAGAGAAGAAAAAGAUGAUAGAAAAUAAAUGGUAGUAUAUUCAAAUAAAAAUAUGCAAAUAUAAUCAAUAAAAAUUGAACUUUUAA